AAAAACAUAAUAGACCCCGGCGCCAGCGGGUUCUCGCCUCUGUCUUCCGUUGCCAUGUCGGAAUCCAACAUCUGACGUUGGGAGUGACGUCGCAUUCCGCCUCCCGAUUUCAACCCGAUAGAAAGUCGCCGAGAUCCGAGCUGCUCCGAUCGAACUCGGCUCAGAGAUCGGAGUGGGAUCUGGGCUCGCGGAUCCGGCGGAGGAACCGGGAGCGAUGGAGAGGAUGAACCAGGCGUACGAGAAGGUCAAGAUGCUGGUCGGCAUGGAGGUGGACGAAGAAGAAGCGGCCGCCCCGUCCGCCUCCGCCGCCGGCGAUUCCUUCAUGGACGAGUUCAAUCGCCAGUGCACUCUCACCACCAAGCAGAGGUUCUAUGGCUUUGCCAUAUGUUUGGCUGCUGGGUUAACUUGCACGCUGUUGUCUAUGCUUGUUUUCUUCCAUCCAAUGAAAUUUGGUAUCACAUUCACUUUUGGCAAUCUGCUUGCUCUUGGGAGCACGGCAUUCCUGAUAGGCCCAAAAAGGCAGGUGAAUAUGAUGCUUGAUCCCGUUCGUAUCUAUGCAACAGCCAUAUAUCUAGCAAGUAUCAUAGUGGCCUUGUUUUGCGCCCUCUAUGUUCGUAACAAGCUGUUAACGCUCUUGGCUAUCAUUUUGGAAUUUGGUGCCCUUAUCUGGUAUAGCUUGAGCUAUGUCCCUUUUGCAAGAUCUAUGGUGUCAAAAGUCAUGUUAUCUUGUUUUGACACGGAGUUUUAGAUAGAUGUAAAUCGGAAAAGUUGUGCAUACUAAGCACAGUCGCUCUGAAAAGCAUCCAGGGAACCAUUCUGCAUUGGCUGUGAUUGGAGGUUAGUCAAUUUAGUGGUUCGUGCUGAAGGUGAAACGUGGAAAGUGGAAUGAAUGUAUUUCUUUGAUGUGUCUUUACUUUUACCCCUUAAGAGCCUUAUCUGUAAUUAAAGGGAAUAGUUGGGGCUUUGGAUUAUUCAUAAUCAUGUAGAGAGUCAAUUCAUUAA
This is a messenger RNA of Syzygium oleosum, 1002 nucleotides long. RefSeq lists its product as uncharacterized. The record is from RefSeq and is a predicted model, not a curated record. The coding region runs from base 215 to 748 and encodes 177 amino acids. The transcript is spliced from 6 exons. Gene Ontology annotation, cellular component: membrane. Gene Ontology annotation, biological process: vesicle-mediated transport. Lineage: Eukaryota; Viridiplantae; Streptophyta; Magnoliopsida; Myrtales; Myrtaceae.